Messenger RNA from Effrenium voratum, 1091 nucleotides. The record is from the annotation of a GenBank genome assembly. Lineage: Eukaryota; Dinophyceae; Suessiales; Symbiodiniaceae.
AUGGGUAGAGACCGUGCCGGGGGCGUGGAGUUGGCGAAGGCGCUGGCACAAGAGGUGACCCAGCAGGCACGGGUGGCGGGCCGAUGGACAAGUCAUGAAGACGAUGAGUCUGCUUGGCCCGUGGCAUUUGUCGAGGCAGCAGGCGCGCCAAAGUCUGACGCCUGCAUCAUGGAGGAACCUCAGGGCUCGGCGCCACCAAUGCAGGUGGAAGAUUUGGUGAGCUCAAUGCCAAAGACCGCGCAAGAGCCCGAGGAGGUCGGCAGCGGCUACGGCUGCUCAGGGCAGGACCGUGCCGGGGGCGUGGAGUUGGCGAAGGCGCUGGCACAAGAGGUGACCCAGCAGGCAGCAGGCACGCCAAAGUCUGACGCCUGCAUCAUGGAGGAACCUCAGGGCUCGGCGCCGCCAAUGCAGGUGGAAGAUUUGGUGAGCUCAAUGCCAAAGACCGCGCAAGAGCCCGAGGAGGUCGGCAGCGGCUACGGCGGCUCCGGGCAGGACCGUGCCGGGGGCGUGGAGUUGGCGAAGGCGCUGGCACAAGAGGUGACCCAGCAGGCAGCAGGCGCGCCAAAGUCUGACGCCUGCAUCAUGGAGGAUGAAGACCUCAUGGCGAAAGCGCUGCCUUCAAUGCUGUCAGCUCAGGCGGGGGCAUCAAGCGGCUCCGGCACUGUGCAGGAACAUGAGGAGGUGGACAGUGGGCAUUCGGACCCCGCGCACGCAGAGAUUGUGGCAAGCGUGCUUUCUCCAAUGGUGCUGGCGGCCGCUGGAGAGGAGGAGCCAGCAGCAUCGGCCAGCAUGGGGGAGCCUGUGGCAGUGGCAGAGGCGAAGGCUGCUGUGCAGAACCUCAGGAACAGUGAAGGAACGUAGCGACCCGGCUGUGGUCUUUGUCGGGCAGGUGCCUCAGGGCAUCUUGCCCUGAGGUUUUGCCAGGAGGAGGGCACGUUUUUGGUGUAGCUUUUGACCCCAGCCACAUACUUGGGUAGCUUAGUGCUUAUUUGCGAGGCCUGUGCUUCGCAGGGGCGUUCUGAAAGCACAAGGGUGCGCCGAAGUGCGCCAUUGUGCCAGAUGUUGCCACACCUCGGACCCCGGCCAAAAUG